Messenger RNA from Ixodes scapularis (black-legged tick), 727 nucleotides. Its product is annotated as putative nuclease HARBI1. The transcript has a single exon. The record is from RefSeq and is a predicted model, not a curated record. The coding region runs from base 80 to 727 and encodes 215 amino acids. NCBI's taxonomy places the organism in Eukaryota, Metazoa, Arthropoda, Arachnida, Ixodida, Ixodidae.
ACGGUGACUCGCCGCGAGUUCGGAAAGCGCGCCCGGUUGGAGAGGGGCGAGCAGUGGCGAGAUCGAGCGAGAAGCGAAGAUGGCGGUGUACGAGUUGCUGUACUUUUGGUUUCGCCGACGACGGCGUCUUUUCACGCACGUCGACGCGUUUGUUAUGAACGACGACGAGUUCCGCCGGCACUACCGAUUGUCUAAGAACAUCGUGCGGUGGCUCUGCGACGAACUUCGAAACGACGCGGCCUUGAGGCGGCAGCGAUGCCCAAGGACGGUGAUGACGGUGGAGCAGCAGGUGCUUUGUGCGCUGCGAUUCUACGCCACUGGAAGCUACCAGGGACAAGUGGCCAGCGACCGGCACCUCGCUGUUCGCCAGACCACGGUCAGCGCAUGUGUUCGCGCCGUGUCUACGGCCAUCGUGCGCCGCCUCGGUCCCCGGUGGAUCGCCUUCCCCCAGACCGCGGAGGAACGGGCGGCGGCGCAAGAAGCCUUCCUUCGUCGCGGUUCCUUGCCCGGAGUCGUCGGGUGCGGCGACGGCACCUUCGUCGCAAUGAAGGGACCCUCCAAGGACGACCCUACCGUGACAAAGGCGCUCUACCGUUGUGUAAAACUGUACUACGCCCUGAACGUCAUGGUGGUAAGUGCAAUAUAUUUUACAGUUCGCGCUCAUCCCAGACUCACACGAAGUGAAUACGAAAUCGUAUUUACACCGAUAGAGUUAGGUCUCGUAUAA